Messenger RNA from Oncorhynchus keta (chum salmon), 1031 nucleotides. RefSeq names its product chemokine-like factor. Bases 171 to 632 code for a protein of 153 amino acids. The transcript is spliced from 4 exons. The record is from RefSeq and is a predicted model, not a curated record. NCBI's taxonomy places the organism in Eukaryota, Metazoa, Chordata, Actinopteri, Salmoniformes, Salmonidae. Gene Ontology annotation, cellular component: membrane.
AUUUGUUUAGUGGCAUGCAAGCAGGAUGAAAAGGCCUAGUGUGUUUAACAGUGAUGGGUGUGAAAACACUGCACACAUUCUGAGCAACGGACUGUAAUAUCCUGCAACUGAAAGGAAAUAGCCUUUUCAGGAAGCACAAACUCAUAGCUGGUUCUUUGAAAUUUAACAACAUGACAGACGACAAAACAACCAGUAACAUCCCUUCGUUAACAAUGGAGGUUGAUACUGCUUUUCUCCGAUCCUUGAGGGGUGUCGUUAAAUUAGUAGAGAUGGGGACUAUGUUUGUAGCAUUUGUGUGUUUUGCGGUAGCAUCCAGGCCCAAAUACAUUGCAGCUACAUGCAUGGAGUUUGUGAUCACAUUCUCCCUGCUUCUGCUGUACACGCUGAAGUUGAACAAGAAGCUGACUCUGUUCUUCUGGCCUCUCGUUGAUUUGUUCAACUCACUGUUUGCAGCAGUCUUCAUACUUAUCCUGAGUCUGAUAGCAGUGUCCACUUACACAGUGACAGGGACCCUGGGUGGAGGGAUAGUGGGUUUCAUAGCAACAGGCCUGUGGUGUGUGGAUGGUUACAUGCUUUUCAAGAGGGUCACAUUCAAUCAACCAAGAGCAGCAGCAACUGGCACUGUGAAGUGAAGACACCACAAUUGUCUCCUCCCAUGCUCACUCUCUUAUGUCAGUCCUUCCAUGUAUAUGUGUAGGUUUAAAGGGGGGCAAUCAGCAGUUGAAACAAUAACAAAGCUUGGCCCCGGCCCAUUUUGGUAAAAACCUGAAGGAUAUGUGGAUGGAGAAAUGUAAACACUCUCAAAUUCAUAGACAGAGCAAUGUAUGCAAGGACUGACCAUCAAUGAUAUCAACAUGAUAGUUUUAACUAUGUUUCGAGGCUAUAUAGUGUUUGUUUACGAUUAUUGGAGUAAAACAAGCUUAUAUUUUGGGUUCUGAUGGUGUAUGACAGUUGAACUAAGCUCAUGUGGCAUUUAUAUAUGUGUACAUAUAAUUAAUUUCUAAAUAAAAAAAAUGGAUGUAUCAACUGCA